Messenger RNA from Coccidioides posadasii C735 delta SOWgp, 1251 nucleotides. RefSeq lists its product as uncharacterized. NCBI's taxonomy places the organism in Eukaryota, Fungi, Ascomycota, Eurotiomycetes, Onygenales, Onygenaceae. Gene Ontology annotation, biological process: base-excision repair. The record is from RefSeq and is a predicted model, not a curated record. Gene Ontology annotation, molecular function: damaged DNA binding; DNA-(apurinic or apyrimidinic site) endonuclease activity; zinc ion binding. Gene Ontology annotation, cellular component: nucleus.
AUGCCUGAGCUAGCCGAAGUUGCCCGGAUUGUUCAUUUCAUCCGGAAAGAACUUGUGGGAAAGACGGUCUCCAGUGCCGUGGCAAACCACGACGAUCUCAUAUUCGGCAAAGUAGGCACGUCUGCCCAGGAAUUCCAAAAGACUAUGCAAGGGAACAAGAUUAUUGGAGCUGGGCAACAAGGCAAAUACUUCUGGAUGAUCAUGUCUAAACCCCCGCAUCCGGUCAUGCAUUUUGGUAUGACCGGUUGGCUCAAUAUCAAAGGCGUAAACGGCUGCCAUUAUCGCGCCAAGGAGGAAGAGGGUGAUGGACCGUGGCCACCGAAGUUCUGGAAAUUCCGGCUGGUGAUGGACGAUGACAAGAAGACUGAAGCUGCCUUUGUAGAUGCUAGGAGGCUCGGCCGUGUUCGGUUGGUUGACUGCCCUGGAGAAGAAAUCAGGUCUCACACGCCACUCAAGGAGAACGGUCCCGAUCCUGUUACAGACAAGGGAAUUGUCACGGAAUCGUGGCUCAAGAGCAUAGUGUCUAAGAAGAAAGUUCCUAUCAAGGCCCUACUCCUGGAUCAGUCUAUAAUGAGUGGGCUGGGCAACUGGAUGGCUGACGAGGUCCUUUAUCACUCACAAAUUCAUCCCGAGCAAACGAGCAAUACCCUCGACGAUUCACAGAUUCGGGAGCUGAACUCUGCAAUUCAUUAUGUGUGCGCUACAUCGGUCGAUCUCCUUGGUGAUUCCGCUCGCUUUCCUGCAGAUUGGCUGAUGCAUCAUCGAUGGAACAAAGGCAAGAAAGAGCCGUCAAAGAUGCUAAACGGUGAUCCCGUAACUUUUAUCACGGUUGGAGGCAGGACUAGCGCCAUAGUGCCAGCAGUUCAGAAAAAGACGCAUCCUACCGCCACAAACGACAAAGGGGGAAACGCCAAAGAGGAUGUCGACGAUGAAUCUGCUACGAAGUCGCGAUCCAAGGGCCGUGGAAAAGCUACUGUUAAAGAAACAGAUGAGACCACAACCACUAAUGGAAACAAAAGGAGUACCCGAAUCUCAAAGGCUUCUUCGGUCAAGGCCGAGGAAGAGAAGAACACCGAAGGGAACGACUCGGCAGCGCAAACUCCAAGCCGAAAGCGCAAGGCUCCAGCCGUGAAAUCUGAAGCAGCUGAGAAUGCAGCGGGAAUAGCCAAAAAGACCAGAGGUAACGCCACGAAGGAAGCUCCGUCUACAACGGCACCCUUGAGAAGAGGGCGCUCAGCUGCCAAAAAAUAA